UUUGGCGCAAACAAAGUCGAAGUCCACUUUCAAAGCUCUGGAGUACGCACCUCUCACUUCUUACACUCUUUUCACCGCUGCAGUCCCUUAAGCGCUCUUGUUCGCCCUUGCAAUGAUAUAGUUACCUCGACUCCCCCGCAGCUGUACCACCAAACGCCUACACUCUGCCAUAAUGGUGCCUGGAGCUCAAGCGCGGCCUUACAAGGACUUCCUCACCCCCUCACUGCACAAGCGGUUCGCGGAUGCCAGCUUCUAUACGCUGAUCCUCUGCUUCUUCAUUGCGGUAUGGAUGGGCGAUCUGGAUAACGUAAUCUGGUCCUGGUUUCCAAUCGGCCCCGCAGGCAUUCGGACGACGCUUCUAUUUAUCCCAGCCCUCAUAGUUUACAUCCUUCGUGUCGCGCAAUACCACGUCGGUCGCCGGAACACGCAAACACCAUGGGAAACCUUCAGCAAGUACACGCUUCGACAGAACACCUUCAUGACAAUCGCUUGCUACAGCCUCUCUGCAUGGUUCUACACCGAGGUGUAUAUUUGGGGUCGGUCGGGGAACGAUAGGCUGGGCUUCACGGAGCAGGGAAAAUAUCAUGAGCGAAUCAAGCUCAAUGAGCGGCCCUUUUUCCUACGGUUCCUGUUCAUUGUUUUGGCUGUGGCCCAAGGCAUUGUGCAUCUUUGGAAGGACUACGACAAGAUCGAGAUUCCGGCCAUGAAACCAAAGAAGGAACGGGAAGGUGCGACGGCUACCGAAGUGCAGAUGAAGCCUAGACAAGCACUUACGCAGCAGCUGAAGCCAAUGGGUAUACGCGCUCUUGCGUUAGCCACACUAACCUUAAUCGCCGGGACCACCUUCUACUUCCUGGGCUUCCGAUACAUAUUCUGGGAGUACUAUUUUAGGUGGGCGAGGUGGCUGGUAAGCCUUUCGAAGACCUCGAAGCCCACUGGACUGCCCCCCUUCAUCCCAUUGGUCAUGAUGUUCAUGGCGGAGGGGAGUCUGCUCGCACUACUAUGGCAAUUCGUCAAUUUGGCCUUCAACCUAUACAUAUCUCAGGAGCCGUUGAAGAAGGACAAACCCAUCACAAGCGACUCCAAGGAUCCCAAUGGCAGUCUCUUGAACGGCCUAAAGUCCAAGAAGAACGAGGUCAAAGCUGUCGCCUUCUGGGAACUGGCUCUCAUAACGGACCGCUUUCUCGAGCGUCGCAAGACCAUCUACGGCGAACUGAAUCGCAAGAAGGCGGCUACCUUCAAGCAGGUAUCCGAUAUCUGCCUUGCCGAGAUUCGUCUCCUCACCUCUCGCAUCAACAUAGCUCUGGACCCGAAAUACAGCCCGGCGGAUGCCGGCCAAAAAAAGCAGCCCGAGCCCAUCUCGCUCGUACCGCAGAUCGCUCAGCCUCUGAAGGAUGGCCAGAUCAAAGGCCCUGGCUAUGCCCCGACAACCCGCAUGGAAAAGUUCGGAUCUUUGACCGCCGACAUCGCAAAGACGCAUAGUUCCCCCCAGAACGCCCAGUCUGCAUACGCGCGCGAAUACCUCAAGAAGGGUCAAGAGAAGUUCUCUCAAGGCGCAAAGGAAGCGGAAACUAUCUACUCCUCCUAUUUCUCGAAGCUCGUCGCUUCACCCCUAGGCUGGCCCUUUCGCGCCAGCCUUCGUCGUACCGCAUCUCUUAUCAUCACCGGCGCACCUUAUUCGCAAAUCUCACUCCUCUGCAACGCCGUGACUACGCUCACAAAUCUCACCGUCUAUAGCAUCAAAGAAGAUGAAUACGGCCGCUUCCAGGAGGAGGUACCUGAGAUUGUCCGCGUGUUUACCACUGCGAUCAAAAAGAUCGACGAGUAUGUGGCAAGCCUUCAGGUUCACUGGUCGGACUUUGAGACUCUCGCUAGGCCGGAAGCGGAACGGAAAAAGAUUCCGGAAGUGGAUGAGGUGCGGGAAUGUUUGGUGAUGGGGCUGGAGAGGGUACUGGGCGCCUUCAAUGAGUACCUCAUGUCGAUGGGCAUGUCGCGGUUAGAGACCCAAGAGGCGAAGAAGUGCGUUUCUAGAGGCCCGGAGAUGGCUGUUGCGCGAUGAUCGCUCCUUGGUCUUGAUGUUGGGUUUGGAGGCAUGAUGAAGUGUAUACUCAAUAUUUCCAAGUACUGAUGGGGCUUCGAGCUCUAGAUGAAUAAUAUGACAAUGAUACCAAGCU
Trematosphaeria pertusa is the source of this 2174-nucleotide messenger RNA. RefSeq lists its product as uncharacterized. The coding region runs from base 173 to 2059 and encodes 628 amino acids. Gene Ontology annotation, molecular function: spindle pole body-nuclear membrane anchor activity. NCBI's taxonomy places the organism in Eukaryota, Fungi, Ascomycota, Dothideomycetes, Pleosporales, Trematosphaeriaceae. The record is from RefSeq and is a predicted model, not a curated record. Gene Ontology annotation, cellular component: spindle pole body; nuclear pore transmembrane ring. Gene Ontology annotation, biological process: nuclear pore organization; spindle pole body localization. The transcript has 2 exons.